Molecule: messenger RNA, 697 nt
Organism: Papilio polytes (common Mormon)
Lineage: Eukaryota; Metazoa; Arthropoda; Insecta; Lepidoptera; Papilionidae
Product: probable cytochrome P450 6a13
Exons: 4
Molecular function (GO): heme binding; oxidoreductase activity, acting on paired donors, with incorporation or reduction of molecular oxygen; iron ion binding
Source: RefSeq, a predicted model, not a curated record
UUCAAGAAUCCGAAUUCGGAGUUUUAUGUUCGUGGACAUGAGUACUUCAAUCCACAAAGUUUGUACUGGACGUUAGUUCGUGCAUUGGCAUUUCUUGCACCGGAUCUGUUCAAUAAACUGAAAAUCAAACGGAUCCAUCCGGACAUAGUCGACUUCUUCUAUAAUCUAGUCACACAAACGGUUAAGUACCGAGAACAAAAUGAUUUUAAGAGGAACGAUUUCUUACAAACACUGAUAGAAUUGAAAAAUGAUGACUCUAUCGAUAAUAAAGGUGAGAAUAAAGUUCAGCGAGGUAUAUUCUCAAUGAAUGAUAUAGCAGCCAACACGAUGUUGUACAUGUUUGCGGGAUAUGAGACGUCAGCGACAGCGGGCCAGCUGGCAGCCUACGAAUUAGCUCUUAACCCCCACGUACAGGAUAAAGCCAGGGAGGAGGUGACACGAGUAUUAGCCAAAUACAACGGACAGUGCACAUACGAAGCACAGAAUGAAAUGACUUAUAUGAACAUGGUGAUAGAUGAAUCAAUGAGGAAAUAUCCACCAAUGAGGUCGCUGUUUCGAAGAUGCACAAAAGAGUAUAGACUGCCCAACAGUGAUGUUGUCAUUGAAGAAGGAACAUUGGUUUUCAUUCCUAUCCAGGCAAUACAAAUGGAUCCCGAUAUAUUCCCGGAACCGGACAAAUUUGAUCCAGAGAGAUUUU